Molecule: messenger RNA, 756 nt
Organism: Colletotrichum acutatum
Lineage: Eukaryota; Fungi; Ascomycota; Sordariomycetes; Glomerellales; Glomerellaceae
Exons: 3
Coding region: 1-756 (251 amino acids)
Source: RefSeq, a predicted model, not a curated record
AUGGUUUCCAAGACGAUCAUCUUCGCUCUCGCAGCAGCUACUUCUGUUGCCGCACACGGCAAGGUUGCACAGGUCACUGGUGAUCUCGGUGGCAAUGGCACUGCUCUCGCUAUUCAGGGUGGCGUUGUUCCCGGCCCCGGCCCCAACCGCAAGACUGAGCUCGACACUACUGUCUUCAAGAGCAAGAACAUCAUGACCGACGGCAUGGGCAAGACCACCGGUGGCGGCAAGGUCCAGGCUGCCGAUAUCUCCCAGGCCAUGGCUCUGUCCGGCGACACCCUCCCGCAGGUCUCCUCCACUGGCGGCAGCAUCUCCGGCACCUUCCACGUCGUCACCACCGACGGUGCCGGUCCUCUCCGCGCCGUUCUGGACUCCACCGGUACCGGCGCGUUCUCCCAAGGCACUGAGCUUACGGUCACUCAGCAAGUUCCCGGCAAGAACGGUAACAUCAGGCCCAAUGGCCAGGUUCCUGGCGGCAAGCGUUCCCUCUGGGAGCGGGCCAUGAGCGUCAUUGAGAAGCGUGCUUCCAACGUCAACAAGGACUUCCCCAUGGCUUUCUCCGUGCCCGCUGGUACCACCUGCACUGGUACCAUGGGUGGUCAGAGCAACGUCUGCUUGGUCAAGAUUGCCAACAACAACGGCGCCGGCCCCUUCGGAGGUGUUGUGCCCAUCCAGAUUGCCCCUGGCGGUGCCGCCACCAACUCUACCCCGGCCGCUGCUCCGGCCGCCAAGCGCGAGGUCGAGUUCCAGGCAUAA